Trametes versicolor FP-101664 SS1 is the source of this 1128-nucleotide messenger RNA. Its product is annotated as protein phosphatase methylesterase. Gene Ontology annotation, biological process: protein demethylation. The transcript is spliced from 8 exons. The record is from RefSeq and is a predicted model, not a curated record. Bases 1 to 1128 code for a protein of 375 amino acids. NCBI's taxonomy places the organism in Eukaryota, Fungi, Basidiomycota, Agaricomycetes, Polyporales, Polyporaceae. Gene Ontology annotation, molecular function: protein methylesterase activity.
AUGGCCGAUCUGUACCGUACAGCACUUCAGGCCCGAUUCGCUAAGGCGCCGCAACUGCCACCUCUUCCUGGAGAAGACGAGGAGGAGGAUGAGUCGGGAGAUUCGAUUGGCUCAUUGCCGACCGGUAUGGGACCACCCGCGGCGUAUCACACGCCCAAUCCUGCAUUCACGCCUAUCUCCGCAUCUGGAUACUUUGAGCAAGCGAUACAAGUCUCCGUACCCCAGUCCGACCUUGACGUGCGGGUGUACUACACCCCGCCGAAGUUCGAGGAUGGCACGGUGAUAGUGUGCCACCAUGGCGCCGGCUACUCGGGGCUGACCUUUGCAUGCAUGGCGAAAGAGAUCACAGACAUGAGCAAGGGAGAGUGCGGGGUGCUGUCGUAUGACGCGCGCGGGCAUGGAAAGACGAAGCAUCUCAGAAGUGAGGGUGGCUCUACCGAGGAGAAUCUAGACAUAGACGUCUUGACCGCCGACCUCGUGAACCUCGUGCAAGCUGUGUUUACUGAUUCACAGGCUGCGCCCUCUCUCCUGUUCGUAGGACAUAGUCUUGGCGGGUCAGUAUGCGUACGUGCCUGUCCGGCACUCCAGCAAAGCCGCUAUCGGAUUACGGGCGUGGCCGUUGUCGAUAUCGUGGAAGAGUUCACGCUGGAGGCGCUGCCUCUGAUGCACAGUCUGCUAAAUGCGCGUCCUGAAGGAUUUGACAGCCAAGAGCAGGCGAUCGAAUGGCACGUAAAGACUAACACGAUCCACAAUCCGGCCUCGGCGAGGGUGUCCGUACCCGGUAUCAUCGUUCCGGCACCAGAAGGAUCACCUCCCAGCACGCCCGCUUACCUUUGGCGAACGCCGCUCCGAUCUACGGCACCCUACUGGACCAGUUGGUUCACCGGCCUGUCUAGCAAGUUUCUGUCGGCGCGGACCGCUCGCCUGCUUAUCCUCGCAGGUACCGAGCGCCUGGACAGGGAGCUCAUGAUUGGGCAAAUGCAGGGAAAGUUCCAACUGGUCGUGAUUCCCGGGGUCGGCCAUAUGGUCCACGAGGACGAUCCGACACGGAUGGCAGAAGUCCUGGUAGAAUUCUGGCGACGAAACGAGCGGGUGGUCGUUGGCGUCAAGAAGGUCGGGGAGCUGUAG